Molecule: messenger RNA, 560 nt
Organism: Raphanus sativus (radish)
Lineage: Eukaryota; Viridiplantae; Streptophyta; Magnoliopsida; Brassicales; Brassicaceae
Exons: 1
Coding region: 27-284 (85 amino acids)
Source: RefSeq, a predicted model, not a curated record
CAUGGGCUGUCAUAGCAUUAACACAGAUGGAGGGUCUACUCCCGUUUGUUUACAGAGCCGUCAUGCAAAUCCGUUAUGGCGACGAUUCGUCGCUUUCUUCUUCUUACUACGUUCGUUUACCGGGUGAUUCAGGCCGGUUCGAGAGAUCCGAUUUCGAAGUGUCGGGUCUUGGAUCUUCUUCCAAUAUGGCGUCGUCAAAGACCACAACCACGACCACUACGUUUGCUGCUUCCACUGGAGUCCAGACUGUCCAGUCACCUGUUCAUCAUAGGGUCGUGACAUGAUUCAUGAAGCGAACGCGCUCCUAAAGGAACCUGAAGAUGCGCGCCUGAGGGAAAGGGUUCGUGACUUUGUAAUUACUACAUGGCUAGGCUUAGUGUCUGAUAUUCUUAUGAGUGCUUGGACUGGUCGAAUAAACCUGAUGUAAUAAUCGGGGUGGGGAGAUUGAUUCUCUAAUCGUGGGAUUUUAACCGAAGGGUGGUCUCGUGGCUUUGAUGUGUUUAUUUCAAGAGACCUUUAAUUGUAUAAAAACUAUAUGAAUGUUAUAGUUUACUCGUGAG